AUGGUGAUGAUGCUGCCUGGAGCUUUAGAAAAGCGACAUAAAAAGGCUUCGCGCAAGCCAGCGCGUUUCCCAGGGUUUUUUUUUUUAUUUAUCAUUCCUCGCUGCUCCGAGAAAACACACCAAUCUUUGCAGUUAAAGAGGGAUCGCCAGGAUUCCCCCGAGCAAGGAUCCCGUCCCUGGCCACAACAUGGAGAAGCAUGCUCUCUCUCCCUUCUCCUCCUCCCCAAAUCGACAGCCCGCCACCAACGGCCUGGGCCUCGAGCUUUUCCCUGCGAACAAAGGAGGGGCGAGAGAAGGGGGGCGUCCUGCCCCGAGGGCUCCAAUCCGGGCAGGCAGGCAGGGAGCGAGGGCCGGGGACGACUUCCACGUCCCCUCGCGAAGAGCUUCCCUUCGGAUGUGGCGCGCCGCGGGGCGCGCUUGCUAGCCGUGCGCCAGGGGCCGCUGCGUCGGGUGGCUGGAGGCUGCGGAGCGCAGGGCCGGCGGCGCAAAGCCCCUUCCUCCUCCGCCUCCUCCUCCUGCUCGGCUGCCUUGGCGGGGCUCUCGCCUCCUUCCCUCCUUCCCUCUCCUCCUGCCUCUCCCCGAAGGGCCCCUCCUAAUCCCUCGCUCGCCGCAGCGGGAGGCCUUAAGCUGCCUAUUCAGGCCCUUUCCUCGGCGCGCUCUGGCUCUCGGCGCUUUCAAUGGCUCUCCCUGGCAGGAGACGUGUUGGACAAGUGGAGGGAUCCGUCCCCCGCCAGCAAGGUCAAGGAACCGACAUCUGGGUCAGAAGAGCACUGGAAAUAGUGUGUGCGCAUACGCACAGGCUCUCCUCCGACCAAGAAGAACGCUGGAAAUAGCUUGAGCGCACACACGGGCACGCAUGCUCCGGCCCACCGGAGCCGCAGCGGCUUGAGGACAGGAAAGGGCACGACUGGGCAGCUCUGUAGGUUUUUAAGCCCUCCAUUUUUAAAACAGAAAACAGCUGGUUUAUUUCAUCUUACUCAGAUUGCUACAACUUGUUUUGAUUUAGGAGACUUCUGCAUUGUGCCACAAAAGAAAUACAAGUGCGUGCAUUGUUAUCAUCUUGUGACAAGUCACCUGGGUUCUGGACCCUCUGCUACGCGCCAUCGAGAUCAAAGGUUGUAUUACCUGAACCAGACAAGAACUGCCUGAAAAAUGAGGCCUCUUGGAUGGAUUUGCCAUGCUACCAAGUUGUUUCUGCUUUAAAGCAGUAAGGCUGCCUCUCCCAACCCCUAUAUUCCUGGCUGCUACAGGGGGUAGCCCUCCUGUUGGUUUGCAAUUUGGGGGCGUGUGGCAACCCCAUCAUGGAACACUGUUUUCCCCCCCUUGGUGGUUUGCUAGGGGGCUUAAAUAUUCUGCACAUUUCAAGCAGGAUUCAAGCUCAGUGUAGCCUCCCAAGUGGGACCAGGCAUUUCAUGAGGCUGCCCGAAGGAAAGGCCUCAUCUCCUCCCUCUCUGGCGCGCAUGCCUGCCGAUGUCUAGGAAAGCAAAGCAUGUAAUGUGAAGCCGUGUGCUCUUCCGUUUCCCUGCACCACCCUGUCGCAGUGUGACGGCAUUGCGCUCUGCAUGUUUUACUAGGCGUGCUGAGGAGGGAGGAGGAUGAGAUCCAGGGCCCAUUGCUUUCAGUGGCCAUCGUGUCUCCCUUUCUGGCCCAAAGCAAUUCUUCCCACAGAUCCUGUAUCUUGUGUCAACCUGAUGGGCUCUUGGGUUUCGACAGCAGAGGCGUACCUAGACUCUCUUGCACUCUAAGCAAAGAGCAGGAGUGCCAAAUUGAAUAAAAUAUGGGGGGGGAGGAAGGUAAGCCCCACCCUACAUAAUCACAUGAUAUGGUGCAUGCACAACAUUUGAAUAACAAUGCUUAUCAACUUUCGGGGUGGCCCCCUUAAAUAUUUUAUGGGGGGAAGCCCCCUCGGCCCCUAGGAGUUCGCUUCUGUGGCAAGGAGCUGUUCCUGCACACACACACCUAUCCCUUGUACCCUGGGCAGGGAGAUGUAUUGGUGCCCCCCUAAUCCUUUGCAAGGGACGCGGGUGGCGCUGUGGGUUAAACCACAGAGCCAGGACUUGUCGAUCAGAAGGUCGGCGGUUUGAAUCCCCGCGACG
This is a messenger RNA of Podarcis muralis (Common wall lizard), 2096 nucleotides long. NCBI's taxonomy places the organism in Eukaryota, Metazoa, Chordata, Lepidosauria, Squamata, Lacertidae. The record is from RefSeq and is a predicted model, not a curated record.